AUGGUUACACAUACCUGCAUGCAGGUGGAUGUUCCUUCCAGCUUCGACCCGCCAUCGUUUCUUAGAUCCUUGGCUACAAUUCAUGAAAUUGAGAAUAUAAAUGUAGCUGGUUUCCUCCCAGGAGUUCCUCUUGGAUAUUUGAUGUGUGACACAUACUCAUAUGCGAGCAAGGCCCUGCAGAAUGUCGUGCACAGGCUUGUAGUCAACGGCUCUCUAACUGCAGCAUGCAACUACACUGACUUCAGGCCUGGAAUCAAGAGGAUUUCCGGGGCCCUGUUCUCUGAGGAGUCCACUGCUGUGGCCAGACUGCUAAAUGUGUAUGUGGUCCCUCUUCUGAGCAGCACAUCAGCUUCACCAGAGCUGAGUGACAAGCUCCGCUACCCUGGUUUUAUUCAUACCAUUCCCAGUGAUAUUCACCAGACCAAAGCACUGGCCAAACUUAUUAAUCACUGGAACUGAGACGAUGAUUACGGCAAGGCAGCUUUUGAAAGCUUCCUCAGUGAUGCUGGUGCAAUUAAUGUGUGCUUGGCCUACCAGGAGGUGGUGCCACAUUACCUCGAUCAUGAGAACAAUGAGCAACGCAUCCAGCAGGUGGCUCAGCAGAUCCGUUCCUCCAAAACUCAGGUGGUUCUGCUCAUCCUCAAGGCGGAGCUGGUGGAGUUGCUCUUUAAGGAAAUGAUCAGGACCAGCACAACAAGGUCCUGGAUAGCCAGCAAGAGUGAAUCAUUUGAUAAUUAUCUGAGGAAUCUUUCAGGUAUCAUCUGGAUGAUCUUUGAUUCUCCCGACAUUGAUGACGCACUUCCAUCCCAGCAAAGCAUGGAGAAGAUAUUCCAGUGCACUGAAGGUGAGACAUACAUAGGUUCUGGUAUUAUGUUGAGCUUCAUAGGUCUACUGGUAUUUGUUUGCUUCCUCUUGGCCUUCAAAGGCAGGAGGGUUCUUCAGGAGAACAGUGGAACAGGCUUCAUCGUUUUCAGCAUGCUAAGGCAUUUGUUUGUGUGUUUUGUCCCAGUCUAUAUUACCAGGAACGAAGAGGGCACUAUUGUUCAGGCGUCAGCCAUUCUAGUAUCCAGCUAUGGAAUUAUCUUCUGCCAUUUUCUCCCCAAGUGCUAUGAAGCAUUAAGGGGGUCAAACUCUGACCCCCAACCAAUCAGGCUUAGAAAUAACACGACAAGGGGAAAUUAUAAAAAGGGCCCUUUCCAGUGUGCUUGA
Messenger RNA from Limanda limanda (common dab), 1209 nucleotides. RefSeq names its product G-protein coupled receptor family C group 6 member A-like. Lineage: Eukaryota; Metazoa; Chordata; Actinopteri; Pleuronectiformes; Pleuronectidae. Gene Ontology annotation, cellular component: membrane. Gene Ontology annotation, molecular function: G protein-coupled receptor activity. Gene Ontology annotation, biological process: G protein-coupled receptor signaling pathway. The record is from RefSeq and is a predicted model, not a curated record.